AUGCCUACUCAACUCGAUAGAGCACUCAACUCCAAGAACCUCUUCUUCGGAUUUGCAGGUCUGGUUGCCGCAUCAGCAGCAUGGUCAAUCUUUGGUAGCGACAUCUUCCCUCAACAGCCUGAUCCAACCGGUGAACCCGAGAACUGGACAGAGGAAGAAAUGAGAAGAUGGUUGAACCGUCGUAACCUCAUGGCCAGCAGUUCAUCAACCAAGGAGGAGCUUUUGGCUAGAGUAAAAGCCAACAUGCGUGCACCUCAGUAG
Messenger RNA from Aureobasidium melanogenum CBS 110374, 261 nucleotides. RefSeq lists its product as uncharacterized. The coding region runs from base 1 to 261 and encodes 86 amino acids. The transcript is spliced from 3 exons. Lineage: Eukaryota; Fungi; Ascomycota; Dothideomycetes; Dothideales; Saccotheciaceae. The record is from RefSeq and is a predicted model, not a curated record.